Messenger RNA from Trifolium pratense (red clover), 1695 nucleotides. Its product is annotated as homeobox protein SBH1-like. The coding region runs from base 565 to 1476 and encodes 303 amino acids. The record is from RefSeq and is a predicted model, not a curated record. Gene Ontology annotation, cellular component: nucleus. The transcript is spliced from 5 exons. Gene Ontology annotation, molecular function: DNA-binding transcription factor activity, RNA polymerase II-specific; DNA binding. Lineage: Eukaryota; Viridiplantae; Streptophyta; Magnoliopsida; Fabales; Fabaceae. Gene Ontology annotation, biological process: regulation of DNA-templated transcription.
UACUAGUAACAUGAUGAUUUAAUAAGAUAGGAGUAGGUUGUAGUGAUAAAGAAACUAGGGGUGAGUAGGAGUAGUAGUAUAGGAAACAAACAGUGUUAGUAGUACUUAUAAACAGUAGAAAUGCAUAGACCAAGGAAAGAGGUAGCAGCAGUGAGAUUCAUUUCAUUCAUUAAUUUCAUUGGGAAGGAAAACUCUGAGUUAAGUUGCAGAGACACACGUUAACUCUCCAUCUAACCUCUCUCUGUCUCCACCUGCAUUUAACACUUCUCUACUGUUCUGCUUGUGUUCUUACUAUUCUUGAAUGUACUUAUCAUCAUAAAGAAAGACCAUUUGCAACCAAAGUUUGUAUGAAUCUGAUUCCACUUUUCCCAGAACAUUACUGUCCAUCAACCCCAAAAAUCCCUAUUCUUCUCUGACUCAGUUUUUUAUUUUUUCUCACUCACAGUUACAGACACAUUUUUUAGCUUCAUUUCCGGGAGUACUCUUCUUUUUCAUAUACAGUAAUUUUUUUGGGGACUAAGCAAAACAGGGUUUGGAGGACAAAGUUGCAGUGAGAUUUCAGCUAUGGAUCAUCAUCAUCAUCAUCAACAUCAUAUGAUGAAUAUGGAAAAUAAUGUUAAUAGGAAGUUUUUUUCAUUUCCUUUGAGUAACAACAACUCUUCUGGUGUUCAAGUUCAUCAUAACUACAAUCAACAGCAGAACAACAACAACAACACUUCUUCAAGUGUUGCUGUUAGGGAUAAAAUCAUGGCACAUCCUCUCUUUCAUCGUCUCUUGUCUUCUUACCUCAAUUGCUUGAAGGUUGGAGCACCUCCAGAAGUGGUGGCUAGUUUAGAGGAGUCAUGUGCAAAAUGUGAAGCCUUGAAUGGCUCAUCAGGAAGGAGUAGUAUUGGUGAAGAUCCAGGUUUGGAUCAGUUCAUGGAGGCUUAUUGUGAGAUGCUUAUCAAGUAUGAGCAAGAACUCACAAAGCCCUUCAAAGAAGCUAUGCUUUUUCUCUCAAGAAUUGAGUCUCAGCUUAAGGCUCUUGCUGUUUCAACUGACUUUGGUCAAAGUGAACCAGCUUCACAUAAUGAGAUUGAUAUGCAUGAGAACAACCUUGAUACUCAAGGUGAAGAUCAGGAAUUAAAAGUGCAGCUUUUGCGCAAGUAUAGUGGAUAUCUUGGGAGCCUCAAGAAAGAGUUUUUGAAGAAGAAAAAGAAUGGAAAGUUACCAAAGGAAGCUCGGCAGCAACUACUUGAUUGGUGGAACAGGCAUUACAAAUGGCCUUACCCAUCGGAAAGUCAAAAGCAAGCACUAGCAGAAUCCACGGGCCUAGAUUUGAAGCAGAUCAACAAUUGGUUCAUUAAUCAAAGAAAACGUCACUGGAAACCUUCUGAGGAUAUGCAAUUUGCUGUGAUGGAUGCAACAAACUACUACAUGGAAAAUGUCAUGUGCAAACCAUUUCCUAUGGAUGCUGCCAUGCCUAUGCUUCUUUAGCUUUGGCACAUUCAUCCUCUCAUCUCAUCGAAAACCCUAUCUAUAUCUAUCUAUAUAAGUUAUAAUUUAACUAGGUUGUGGAGGUACAAUAUAUAUUUAUGUAUGUUAUGUAACUUUAAUAUGUAGAAAGGUGAGGAUAAAAAGCACACUAUCCUUGAACUACAUGUAUCUUUAUUAGAUUGAACUUGAAAUCUAAUUAUUAUAUAUAUAAGUUAGCUA